CUCAUGGUUGAGGAUGUGCAUGGGCAUGAGGGUGAUGUGGGAUCUGUGGGAAAGGUUGUGAUGCACCCUCUCACGCACUGGGUGAUUGAUUCAGGUUGCACCAGUCACAUGACCCCACGGGCAGAUUUGCUUGAUGAGGUAAAACCCCCUGGGAAGAUCAAGUAUGUGGCAGCAGCGUCAGGUGCUUUGCUCCCCGUGAUUGGUAUUGGAAAUGCCAAGGUUAAGGGAGCUAAUGGGGAGCUUGUGGGGCUUGGGAAUGUUCUGCUGGUUGAAGGCUUGUCUGCUAACCUUCUCUCUUUGCGACGACUGCAGAAGAGCAAGGCCGAAGUGACCUUUGGACCAACCAGCUGCCGUGCUAAGCUUGGGAAGAAGGUGCUGUGGAGUCUGGAAGAGGAGACCAGCUGCAUCAAGGACCUGUGGCAGCUGCCCAUCAUCCCUUGGAAUGGGAAGACUCCAACAGCAGCAACGGCAGCAGCGGCAAAGGCAACAGCAGGAGGAGAUGCAACUGCACCAACUGAUGGGGUCCUGGAAGCAGUCAAGAAAGUGCAGCAGCAGCAGACACAUGGUGAGGUGCUUGCUGGUGUGGAUGCGAGUGCGGCAUGGGCUAAGGCUUCAUCAAGGAGUGGAGAGGCCGAUUGGGAGACAUGGCAUGAGAGGCUGUGUCAUGUGAACUUCCCUAUGCUGCAGAAGUUGGUGAAGGAUGGGAGCCUGAAGGGCUUGGAGGUGAAAGGGGGAGUGAAGGAGAUUGGGAGCUGCCCUACAUGCUUGGAGACCAAGUUCUCCAAGUUCCCCUUCAACAGCACUACAGGACCAGCCAAGACCCCACUUGCACUUGUGCACAUGGAUGUGGUGGGGCCCACAAGAGCCCCUUCCCUCUCAGGCAGCCGCUAUUUCUUGACAAUUGUGGAUGACCACACUCGGGCAGUGUGGGUUUACCCUUUGAAGAGCAAGGGGGAGGUGGCAGCGGCUGUCCUUAAGGAGUGGAUGCCUAGAGCUCAGAGGGAAUGCGGAUACAAGGUGAAGGUGAUCCGCAGUGACAAUGGUGGGGAGUUCAUUGGAGCUGAUUUUGAGGGGGAGUUGAAGAGGAAGGGGAUCCAGCAUCAACUGACAGUGCCCUACAACCCGCAGCAGAAUGGCGUGGCUGAGAGGUUCAACAGGACCCUGCAGGAGGGGGCACGCACUCUCCUUGGGCGUGCAGGGCUGCCUGAUCCGUUUUGGGUGUCUGCACUGAGGCAGGUCGCCCUUGUGAAGAACAGGGUGCUGGCUACAGUUGGAGAUAAGGAGUGGAUCCCAUAUGUCAAGUGGUAUGGGAGUGCUCCAACUGUGAACAUGCUGAGGGCAUUUGGGUGCAUGGUGGUGUUUCAUGUGCCUAAGGAGAAAAGGGGGAAGUUGGAGGCUUCUGGAAGAUGGGGUGUGCACUUGGGGAUUGCAAAGGAUCACAAGGGGUGGCUGCUAUGGGACUUGACCACCCAGAAGUUGACAGUGUCAAGGGAUGUGAAGUUUCUUGAGUCCCUAUACUACAAGGAAUGGAAGCAGCAGCAACAGAAGCUUCCAUCUACACCGCUCAUUGUGGAGGCAGAUGAGGUGCAGCAGCCUUCAAGACAGGUGGAGGUUGCAGUGUCAGAGGAGGAGAUGUCUGGGGUGACUGAGGAAGGGGGAGCAGCUGAAGUAGAGCAGCAGCAGCAGCAGCAGCAUGAGUCUCCACCUCGAGUUCCACACCCGCCUGAGCGUCCUAGGAGGGAUGUGCGCCCUCCAGUGAGGCUGACCUAUGGGGGAAGAGGCAAGCCGAAUGUGGUGCAGGCUGGGAGUGUGGUUGAGCAGAUUGAGGAAGAUGAGAUCGCUCACUGCUACUGGGCACCAAUCCCUGAGCCCAAGACUCGAGAGGAGGCUUUGAAUGGACCAAAUGGGGAGAAGUGGAAGGCGAGUGAGGAUGAGGAGUUUGGGUCCCUGAUUGAGAACGAGACAUGGGACCUGUGUGACUUGCCUCCUGGGAAGAAGGCAAUCACUUCCAAGAUGAUCUACAGGCACAAGUAUGGACCUGAAGGGGAGCUGACCCGCUACAAGUCUAGGCUUGUGGCACGGGGGUUUCAGCAGACAAAGGGGAAGGACUAUGAUGAGGUGUUUGCUCCUGUGGGGAAAGGAACAACACUGAGGGUGCUGUUGGCGAUAGCUGCACUCCUGGGAUGGAAGAUACGGCAGAUGGACAUUGUGACUGCCUUUCUGAAUGGGAUCAUUCUGGAGGAGGUGUACAUGAAGCAGCCAGAGGGGCUGGAUGAUGGGAGCGGCAGGGUCUGCAGGCUGAAGAAGGCCAUCUAUGGCCUUAAGCAGGCGCCUCGUGCAUGGUAUCACAAGUUGGAGGAGGCGCUGCUGGCUGGGGGUUUCAAGAAGAGUGAGUGUGACCCCAGCCUGUUCCUGCUGCAGGAGAAGGAUGAAAUCCUCAUGCUCUUGGUGUAUGUGGAUGAUAUCCUUCUCUUCUCUGCAUCAACUGCUUUGCUGGACAGCGCAGAGCAGAUGCUGGAGAUGCAGUUCAAGUGCUCCAAGAUGGGUGAGGUGAAGUACUACUUGGGGAUGCAUGUGGAGAGAGAUGUGGAGAAGGGUGUGCUGAGGUUGCACCAGAGGAAGUACUGUGAGGGGCUGGCUGAGAAGUAUGGGCUGCAAGAUGGGGGAAAGCCAGCAACACCACUACCUUCAGGGUUUACUGUGGAGCCAUGUGCUGAUGAGGAGGUAGUGGGUGAGAGUGACAGGAAGCUGUUUCAUUCGAUGGUUGGGUCGCUGAACUAUGCUGCAAAUCAUACACGGCCUGACAUUGCAUUUGCUACAUCACGGUUGGCUAGUGUGGUCUCACGCCCUAGUCAUGAGCAGCUGGAAGCGGCCAAGAGGUUGGUCCGCUAUGUGAGUGCUACGGCAUCAGUGGGAUUGGAGUACAGUGGAGUGAGGCAGCGGUUGCAGAGAGGUGCUGCAGAUGUGAAGAGUGGAGAGAUGCUCUUGAGUUGCUAUACUGACGCUAGCUUCAACUCAGUGAAAGCGGAUGGCACCAGCAUUGGGGGUUAUGUGUGCUUGCUAGGAGGUGGUGCUGUGAGCUGGCGCAGCAAGAAGCAGAAUGAGGUGGGAUUGUCCUCAUGUGAGACUGAGUACAUGGCCUUACACCAUGGGGCCAAGGAAGUGGUGUGGCUGAGGCGCUUGUUGGAGGAGUUGGGAGUUGGUCAGGAGGAGCCGACAGUUGUGUUCUGUGACAAUGAGUCUGCUGUGAAGCUCGCCAAGAAUGCUUGUCUGCAUGGGCUGACAAAACACAUAAGGCCUAAGUGGCAUUGGGUGAGGAGACUCCUUGAUAAGGAGGUGCGGCUGGAGAUAGUGAAGACCCAUCAGCAGGCAGCAGAUAUUUUCACCAAGCGUCUGGCGGAGGCGGAUCAUUGGAAGGGCAUGAAGCUUGCUGGGAUGAGUGUGCAUUGAGUAUGCAUGCUUGAGAUGUUGGCAUGGUGGAUGAUGGUUGGCAGCCAGAGGGGGAGAUUGUUGUGUGAUGUCAUCAUAUGCUAUCACAUUCUGUCUGCCUCCCAUCCCAUAUUUUUCAACUUGCAUGUGUGGUUUGAACGUGUGCAAGAAUUUGUGUGUGAUGUGUUCUGGAGUUUGGG
Molecule: messenger RNA, 3629 nt
Organism: Closterium sp. NIES-67
Lineage: Eukaryota; Viridiplantae; Streptophyta; Zygnematophyceae; Desmidiales; Closteriaceae
Source: the annotation of a GenBank genome assembly